ACGAAGUGCCCUUUUCUGUGGGGAACCUCGACACUGUCGUAAAGCAGCACCUCCGUUGGCUUCAUAACUUGCCUCGAGUCAAACCUUUCUAUGCUGUGAAAUGUAACAGCACGCCGGCAGUUAUCAGGAUGUUGUCUGCUCUCGGCACAGGAUUCGACUGUGCCAGCAAGAAUGAGAUAAAGCUGGCUCUUUCUCUUGGAGUGUCUCCUGAUGAAAUCAUUUAUGCACAUCCGUCAAAACCACAGUUUCAUGUCAGGUAUGCCUGCAUGUGUGGAGUCACAAUGAUGACCUUUGAUAGUGAGAUUGAACUCCAAAAAAUUUCUCAUUGCCAUCCCAGUGCCAAGCUGGUACUCCGCAUUGCAGUGGAUGAUUCUAAAUCUUUGUUACGUCUGAGUUCAAAGUUUGGUGCCACACUGUCGACCGUCAACAAGGUGCUGAUGUGUGCUAAAGAGCUGGACCUGGAGGUCAUUGGGGUCAGCUUCCAUACUGGCUGCAUUUGCACUGAUGCCUUCACUUACAGGCAGGCUAUAAAAGAUGCCCGUCACAUCUUUGACAUUGCGAAUUCGUUGGGCUUCAAGAUGACUCUGCUUGACAUUGGUGGAGGAUUUUCUGGAAGGGAUGACGCUCAAGUCAGAUUUGAACAGAUUGCAGAAAACAUUAAUAUGGCACUGGAUGAAUUCUUCCCAUCAAAGAGUGGGGUGCAGAUUAUUGCAGAACCGGGGCGAUACUUUGUGGAUACAGCCUUCACACUGGCAGUUACUGUCAUUGCCAAAAAAGUCACCGUGAAGGAAGGAGAUGGUGAAGAUGACAACCCUGACAAAGAAAUGAUGUACUUCAUUAAUGAUGGAGUGUAUGGCUCUAUGGCUGAUCUCCUAAGCCUACCUGCUAUCACAAAAUUUUUACCAUACCCUCAAAAGGGGUACUGCAUUACAUUACCCCAUAUUCAGGGCUUCAACAUUUGGAGGCACCACUGGGAUUGCUUGCUUAGAUGUCCGAUGUCCACAGCCUGUACAUCGUAGUCCGAGCCUGCUAAAUCCCCCACAUCACCCAGGCAGCCUGCAGUGAGGAAGGUAUUGGUGGCAGCUGUGUUCCAGUCCACGCAUCCUGAGGCCGACCAGAGAUCAUCAGGAACCACACAGGCCCUACAGCUCGGUGUCCCCUGUACCUGCAAAAGUUCCUCCUGUCUACUGCCAAGAUGUCAGCACUGGAGCAGCAACGAGAACAAGUUAUGUAUGAAGUGCACACCUUGCCUAAAGAACAUUUAGUGUCCCUCUGUGAGUUUCUUGGUAUAG
Molecule: messenger RNA, 1292 nt
Organism: Thalassophryne amazonica
Lineage: Eukaryota; Metazoa; Chordata; Actinopteri; Batrachoidiformes; Batrachoididae
Product: ornithine decarboxylase-like
Exons: 7
Coding region: 129-1019 (296 amino acids)
Cellular component (GO): cytoplasm
Molecular function (GO): ornithine decarboxylase activity
Source: RefSeq, a predicted model, not a curated record